This is a messenger RNA of Monosiga brevicollis MX1, 1086 nucleotides long. RefSeq lists its product as uncharacterized. Lineage: Eukaryota; Choanoflagellata; Craspedida; Salpingoecidae. The record is from RefSeq and is a predicted model, not a curated record. Gene Ontology annotation, biological process: L-cysteine catabolic process. The transcript is spliced from 6 exons. Gene Ontology annotation, molecular function: cysteine dioxygenase activity; ferrous iron binding. The coding region runs from base 1 to 879 and encodes 292 amino acids.
AUGGCCAACGAGGAAUCUGAUGUCCCACUCCUGCUCUUCUUGUUAAGGGUGGUGGUGGUGGUGGCCCCCCUCACUGCCCCCUCUUCUCCCUCUGCUCCCCCUUCUGGUUGUUGCUUUCUUUCUUCGUUCGCUUGUGUUGACCCUCGCUGCCCUCUCUCUCUCUCUCUCUCUCUCUCUCUCUCUCUCUCUCUCUCUCUCUCUCUCUCUCUCUCUCUCUCUCUCUCUCUCUCUCUCUCUCUCGCUGUGCUCUGCUCCUCUGUCUUUUGGGGCUUUCGCUCCAACCCCGUCGCAAUGGAGCAGCAAACCGCCUCGCCUGAAUGGCAGAAACUCAUCAGUAGCAUUCACCGCAAUCUUGACGGCGACUCAGCCGACAUUGACGAGAUUAAGCAAGUCCUUGAUGCCUCCAUUCACAGCCAUGCAGGCUCGCACUGUUUCAUGAAGAUCCUUGAUGGCGCGCUGAUUGAACAACUUUUUGAAAAGCCCGAAGCUGUCCAGGAGGGCCAGCCGUUGGAUAUUCAAGCGGAAGCUCGCGCCAGUGAGAAUGACAACAUUUACAUCAACGAUGACCUUGGCAUGCAUCGCGUGAUCAACCCAUCACACACCAAGCGGGCCGUCAGCCUGCACAUCUACUCCCCACCUUACAACGUAAGCAUGCCUGCCCCAAGCCCAUCUUCCAGCGCGCACCGCUCUUUUGACGUGACAUGCCUCCCCGUACAACUAACCCACUCCAACACCGUGGCCCUGCAGGAGUGUCUCUGCUAUGAUGAACGCACUGGCCAAGGUCGAAAGUCCGGAAAAAUCACCUUUUUCAGCAAAAAUGGUCAGCUGUGCGAUGAUGAAUGGGAUACCAACAUGGGCCAGGAACCCGACUACUGCUAGCACCCGCAGAGGGCCGUUGCCGAUCAUUCCCCGCGAUGCGUCCGUUGGACGACCUCUCCCCUCCCCCGCCCCUCAACGAGUCUUUUGAGGAGGUGAUGAUGUUCUCUCUCCCUCUCUCCUCUCUGAUGUCAGCUCGAAAUGUCAGAAUUUUGUGACACAGCCCUUACGCUGAGCGUAGUUCCUAUUUCACCAAUUAAUUUUGAUAUU